AUGAACACUCGUCGAGCACGAAAUAAACGUCCAAAACCCAGAGGUGUUAUUGAAGAUGAGGAAGAAGGCAACAGCACAGGUAAGCUACUGUACAAAAGCCAUGUGUGUUGCUUGGAACGUGUAUUUUUUUACUUGUUUUGUCCUGCAAAAUACUGUGAUGAACUGAUCACGAACAUCAAUGUAGCUAGUUAGCUAGUUGCACUGUUACUUAUUUAUUGUUUUUAUUCUAUGGAGCACCCCGACCUCAGCUUUUCACAGUGCAAUGUACUUGUACAUAAAUCUUGUGACAAUAAACAUCUUGAAUCUUGAAGCGUUAGCCUUGCUAUCGCUCAGGUUAGUGGAGCAGGGUUCAAAACCAACGGCACUACAUCGUCCAGGGCUUGCAGGGGCCGAAUUACAAUUAGGCCGGAUUUUCAAGAGGUCCCCCGCUAGAUGAUAAUUUGGAACUAAAUGGGACCCUUGUGGGUGUGUAACUCUGAGAGUAUACAAAAGGAACCAAAUGGACCCGGUAGUGUCCAUUAUUUUUACACUCUAAAUUAAUCAACAAUAACUUUAGCCUCUCAAAAAGGGACAUAUCUUUUCAAAUAUGGCUCUGCAGGCUAAUAUGUGUGAGUUUGGAGGUGUUGACAGGAAAACGUUUAAGAACCACUGGCUUAUACUGAUUCAAACCGACUCAUGUUUAGCCCAGGGACCAACAAAUGUGCCUUAUCCACAAUGGGUUCAUUUGAAAAAGGCUUCAAAGCUCCCCAGACCUAUUUGGAAUGAAUUAUUCUAGCCUUCAUAGAGUAUAAUAGUGGGCGGGGUUUACUGGUUCCACUAAAAUGAGCCCCAUUCAUUUUCACCACAGGCUUUUACAAAUAUAGUUAUAACAAUUAUUUUUAACUUAGAACCAAGCCAUCCAGCUUUCCAGUGAAUCAUGACCAUGAAACCUUUGAUUCUAUGAAAAGAAAAAAAGAAACGCUAAACAAAGGAUAUUUAUGAAACGAAGUAUAUCAAAUAAUUAAAUAUUCAAAUAUGUAUUAAGAAACAGUGAAAAUAGCCAAUCUACAAGCUCUCAACAUGGUGUGUACUGAUUGAUGCGAAGGGUUAUGUCACAUUAGGUCCAGUUGAAACAUUGAACAACUUGUGCUUAUGCCAUUACUCAGUGUUAUAGCUGGCAAACACAACAUUAGUAACAAGCACUUUUGGUUAACUAAUCACCAUUUAUCAUCUCUGUUUCAGGAAACCCUGUGUCCCAGUCGCCCACUGCUGAGCUGGCAGCAAAGAGGAUGCGCAUACAGCUAGAGAAGGCCAAGAAAAAUGAAGCUUCUCAAGCUAAAGUGAUUGAGAAGUUAACUAAAGAGAAGGAAGACCUUCUGGCUGAAGUGGCCAAAUGUAAGUACUCCACUUGUAUUCAGUUACAUUAGACAGGACAACUAUCCACUCGUCCUUGACUCUUUGCCCUGUUACCCCCCAAACUGUGGAACAAACUCCCAGUUGCACUUAGAACUACAAACUCAAUGGUUAGUUAAUUUUGCAAACUUCAAAUAGGCUAUUUGCAGUUCAGUUCUACUGUAGCCUAGAGUUAUUAGUUUUAAGAACCUUGUUAACCAGUAAAAUCACUCUCAGCCCCACUGCUCCUUUUUGUAGUUUGUGAUGUGAUAUAGGCCUUGCUACAUGCUCAGUGUUUGUGCUUUUGUAUUCCCUAAGAUGCCCCUCUCUAUUGUGUCUAAUUCGUUGUUUGUCUUUGUAUCUAUUGUUUUGCUUUCUUAGAUGAGAGAAAAAGGGCCAAGGCAAAUGAAGAAGAGUGCAUAUCCAGUGACUCCCAGAUUUCAACAACCUCCACAUCUUCCUAUUUGUCAUCUUCCUACUCUUCAACCUCAGAGGAGGAGAGAAAGAAGAAAGGGAAGAAGAAGAGGAAGAAAGAGAAGAAGACGAGGAAGAAAGGGAAGAAACAGAAACGGCCAAAAAGGAAGAAGGCAAAGUCCAGUAAGGACAAAGGAAGACGCAGAGGUAACUGGGCUGUGCAAACAUGACCUUUUUGGGGACCACAACACACACACAUCUGCGCUCUUUCCUAAUAACUUGUACUUUUGCUUUAUAGUGUCAACUUAUUUUUAAAUAUUAGAUCUUUCAGUCUUUUGUUAGUUUAAAGGGUACAACCGUAUUACGUAUUUUGGUGUCAAAACGCCUGUUGUAUCAAGAAAAACUACAGAAAUGACAGCAGAGAUCUACAGCUACAAUCGUAGGUCUGCUAUAUCAAAUUUCAUAAAACAUUUCUCUUUGUAUUUUUCAUUUCAGCAAUGAAUCCUCAGCAGGUGGUUGAGAGGUACAAGAAGGUGCUGGGUCACUUCCAGAAGGGCAAAAAUCUGUCUGAGAGCUACAACGCUGUGGACGUCAACAGAAACACCAUUGCAGCCAGCGCCUCCAUUCCAGAGCUCGCCAUAUCCGCACCGGAUAAAUAUGCUGACGUUCUGCAGGGCUAUUCUAGGUCGCAGAAGCUCAAUGUAUUUGUGCAGGAAUGUUCAAAGGUCCUCAGUGAGGACCCCGAAUUGAUGGCCAAGGUAGAUGAGCUUAAGGAUGAAGGGAAACUACUCCCGGUCUCAAAGAGAACAUAA
Molecule: messenger RNA, 2597 nt
Organism: Xyrichtys novacula (pearly razorfish)
Lineage: Eukaryota; Metazoa; Chordata; Actinopteri; Labriformes; Labridae
Source: the annotation of a GenBank genome assembly